AUGAGCAUUACGGGGACAAAACAUCGAAAACGAAAUGCUGAAGCGGCAGAGAUUGAGAUUGAUAUCGACGCACCAGAGCCUUCUUCGAAAAAGGCUUUGCGCAAGUCGAAGCGUGCCAAACUGACAACGGAAAAUGAUUCAAUCCACGGCAAGAGAUCUCCGUAUGGAAUUUGGAUCGGCAACUUAUCAUUCAGCACCACCAAGGACGAUCUCGUCAAAUUUUUGACGGGUGAUUCAGAGAAUAUUAUUGAGAAAGAUCACAUUACGAGAGUUCAUCUACCUCAAGGUCCGCCAAAGUUUGGCAAAGCAACCAAUAAGGGUUUUGCUUACAUCGACUUCCUGGACGAAGACUCCCUUCAUCGUGCAUUACAAUUCAGCGAAGCCCUACUCGGUGGCCGCCGGGUGCUAAUCAAGAAUGCCAAAGAUUUUGAAGGAAGACCACAGCCGAAGAAAGGCACGGAUGACGCACCGACAAACCCUCCAAGCAAGCGGAUAUUCGUUGGCAACCUCGAUUUCAACACCACCGUGGAGGAUCUUGAAACGCAUUUUGGCGCCUGUGGGUCGAUUUCGCACACUCAUAUGGCCACCUUUGAAGACACCGGGAAGUGCAAAGGGUAUGCUUGGAUAGAUUUUGAACAGGCGGCUUCGGCAGAGGCUGCAAUGCGAGGGUGGCGAGAACCACCCAUUCCGGCUGAGAAGUGGUCGAAACAGGGGAUCUGGUUACACAAGCUCAACGGCAGAAAAUUGAGGAUGGAGUAUGCUGAAGACAAGGCCACCCGAUACCAAAAACGAUUUGGAAAGAAUGCAAAAUCUGUGGAGUCUGGCGACGGAGGAGAAGGCGCUGCUCAUGAACCCAUGAUGGAAGUGAAAGACGAACCAAAGCCGGUCGCUGUCAGGCGGAAGAACGCACGGAAGCAUGGUGGAAAAUACACGGAGGAGACGGUCCAAAGGUUGACCGGGGCGAUUGUCGAGAGCAAAGGUCAACGGACCGUGUUUGAAUAG
Messenger RNA from Rhinocladiella mackenziei CBS 650.93, 1002 nucleotides. RefSeq lists its product as uncharacterized. NCBI's taxonomy places the organism in Eukaryota, Fungi, Ascomycota, Eurotiomycetes, Chaetothyriales, Herpotrichiellaceae. Bases 1 to 1002 code for a protein of 333 amino acids. Gene Ontology annotation, molecular function: RNA binding. The record is from RefSeq and is a predicted model, not a curated record. The transcript has a single exon.